UUUGACUUCAUCACUUCUUCCCUUCACUGAGCUUGAACCUUGAGGCCUCUCCUCUCAAUUUUUCUUACGUCACGCGAUAUCAGAUGGCUUCGUCAGCAACACACACCUUGAAAGUACAACGACUGAGCCCUGAUGCUACUAUCCCGACCAAGGGAAGUUUGGCAGCGGCAGGCUACGAUCUUUACGCGUCGGCAGAUAUGUUGAUUGCCGCCGGUGGCCGAGCGGUGGUACCUACGGACCUCAUCAUCGCUGUGCCACCAUCGACUUAUGGUCGCGUUGCUCCUCGCUCGGGGUUGGCUGUCAAGCAUGGUAUCAACACCGGUGCAGGUGUGAUUGAUGAAGAUUACCGCGGGCCAGUAGGCGUAGUACUGUUCAAUCAUAGUCAAGAAGACUUUCAAGGUGAGUGAUCAGUCCACUUAUGAUUCGCACUAAGCUCGUGUUUUAAUUGAUUCUGUCGCUUUUACCCUCCAUCAGUCCGAAAAGGAGAUCGUGUUGCUCAACUGGUCAUCGAACAAAUUCUUACACCCGCCAUGCAAGUGACAUUUCUCUUUCAACAUAACAGUCUUCAGAAUAUUCAGUAGCAUGAUGAGAAGUGAACUCUGAUGCCCAUGACAUGUCUCAACAGUGUCGAAGUGCAGUCCAUGGAAGAGACAGAACGUGGUUCUGGUGGGUUUGGCAGCACUGGGGGGUUCGGAUCCAGCGUAGCUAAAUGAGUUCAUCGGAAUUAUGACUAGAAUCUCG
This is a messenger RNA of Melampsora larici-populina 98AG31, 741 nucleotides long. RefSeq lists its product as uncharacterized. Gene Ontology annotation, biological process: dUTP catabolic process; dUMP biosynthetic process. The transcript has a single exon. The coding region runs from base 84 to 407 and encodes 107 amino acids. NCBI's taxonomy places the organism in Eukaryota, Fungi, Basidiomycota, Pucciniomycetes, Pucciniales, Melampsoraceae. Gene Ontology annotation, molecular function: dUTP diphosphatase activity; magnesium ion binding. The record is from RefSeq and is a predicted model, not a curated record.